Messenger RNA from Paramecium tetraurelia, 710 nucleotides. RefSeq lists its product as uncharacterized. The transcript is spliced from 3 exons. Gene Ontology annotation, molecular function: S-adenosylmethionine-dependent methyltransferase activity. The record is from RefSeq and is a predicted model, not a curated record. Lineage: Eukaryota; Ciliophora; Oligohymenophorea; Peniculida; Parameciidae.
AUGGCAUCAUUCAUUCAGACUCUCUUAACUAAAAUUCUUCAUACACUAUACGUGAUUCCAUCAACUAUCUACGACAUGAUCAUCUCAAAUUUCUUAACAAAAUACAGCUAUGAGAGACUAGUCUUUUAUAUGAAACCCAAAGAAAUCCUAAAAGAAUCCUAGAUAUUGGACAUAUAUGGAACUAAUUACCGAGUAGAUAUUGAUCAAGCCUAUGUCUUAAAGGCAAAUAACAUUUUUAGAAAUUACAAUUUAGGUGGACGCAAAUUGGAAAUCAGAUAUCAAAAUUUUUAUGAAGUGACUGAAAAGAAGGAAGGUAAAUUUGAUGCAGUUGUCUUUUCCUCAUCCUUUAUGCUUAUGCCUAAGAGAAUCGAAGCACUUGAAUUGGCCAAAUCAUUGCUCAAUCCUGGAGGAUCAAUCUAUUUCAUAUUGACUCUACAACCUGACAGCAAGAAAAACUCCACUUUCCUGUAAUUUGUUGAGUACAUCAAACCCAAGAUCAAGUAUUUCACAACUAUUGAUUUUGGAUCAAUCACUUAUGAAAAAGAGUUUGAGACAUUGCUAAAUAAGAGUCAAUUGAAAGUUGUAAACAAAGAAAAAUUGAAUAAAGAUUUCAAUAUUCCGACCAAAAUUUUUAGAGUGUUUGUUUAUGAAACCAAAGCUUGAGUAAUUAUUUUAUCAAAUGGAAAAAAUUAUAAAUUAAUUGAUAAGCA